This is a messenger RNA of Zerene cesonia (dogface butterfly), 4516 nucleotides long. RefSeq names its product ras GTPase-activating protein raskol-like (gene raskol). The transcript is spliced from 12 exons. The record is from RefSeq and is a predicted model, not a curated record. Gene Ontology annotation, biological process: regulation of GTPase activity. Bases 1 to 3822 code for a protein of 1273 amino acids. NCBI's taxonomy places the organism in Eukaryota, Metazoa, Arthropoda, Insecta, Lepidoptera, Pieridae.
AUGUCUAUACCAAAUAACAGAAACAAUAAACUGUUUUCGCGCAAAGUAUCAUCGUCGAAACUGAAAACGGAGCUGUGCUUCUGGGGCGAGGUGUACGAGUUCAGCGCGCUGCCGGCGGUGCGCGCCAUACACGUCAACGUGUACCGCGAGCCCGAGCGGCGCGCGCGCAAGCGGGACAAGCACGCACUUGUCGGCACGGUCCGCAUUCCCGUGGACGACGUGUCGUCCCGCUACCUGAACGAGCGCUGGUACCCGGUGAGCGAGGGCGACAAGCCGCAGUCGCCGGGGCGCGCGCCCGCGCCCGCGCCCGCGCCCGCGCUGCGCAUCAAGUGCCGCUACCAGUGCGUCGACGUGCUGCCGCUCGACUGCUACGCGAGGUUCCUCGACUACCUGAAGCGGAACUACCGCAGGCUCUGCGAGUACUUGGAGCCGGUUAUUGGUGUAAAAGCAAAAGAAGAUAUUGGCUGUGCCCUCGUCCUGUGCAUGGCGGGAGCGGGAAUGGCCCCACGAUACUUAGCGGACGUGGUUGCCCUCGACGUGCGGCGGACUGGCGACCACUCGCUCACUUUCCGCGGGAACUCGCUCGCUACCAAAAGCAUGGAGGCGUAUUUAAAGCUCGUUGGUGAUCAGUAUUUACAGGACACGCUGGGCGAGGCGGUGUGCGCGGCGGCGGGCCCGAGCGCGGCGGAGUGCGAGGUGGACCCGAUGCGCGCGGGCUCGGGCGCCGCGCUGCGCCGCCAGCAGGCCGCGCUGCGGGACGCGGUCGCGCUCGCCUGGCGCGCCAUAGCCGCGUCCGCGCCGCGCUUCCCGCCGCCCCUGAGGGACUGCUUCGCCACUUUUAGGGAAAGGCUCGCGUCGAUGGGCAGGGAAGAUAUAUCAGACAAUCUCAUCAGUGCUUCAAUAUUCCUGCGCUUUUUGUGCCCGGCGAUACUCUCCCCGAGUCUCUUUGGAAUCACUCACGAAUACCCGAACGAGCGUGCGGCGCGCAACCUGACGCUGGUCGCGAAGACGCUGCAGACGUUGGCUAACUUCACGCGCUUCCAGGGCAAGGAGGCCUUCAUGGAGUUCCUCAACGACUUCCUCGAACAGGAGGCGCCCAAUAUGAAAGCCUUUUUGAGAGCUAUUUCUACACGACCCCAGGAACAACAAGCGCAACAACACCAACAACAACAACAGCAGCAGCACCAACAACAACAAGACAACAGCAAACGCAACUCGGCCACAUCUCAAGGGUCAGCGAGCUCCGAGCCGCAAGUGGGCAGCGUGGAAGCGGACCCCGAGUGGGCCCCACACGUGGACUUGGGCAAGCAGCUUGCCACGUUGCAUGGCUUGUUGGUCGAUAGCUUGCCAAAAUUACCCGCUGGACGGAUACCGGAACUGGAUCCAUUAUCCGACAUAUUGGAAGAACUCUCUAAGAAGUUAGUCAGCAACGAUAUCGGACCAACAACCCAAAUGACUGAUAAUAUAUUUAGGUUCAACGAUCCCACUUGCAACACGCCAACGAAACAAAGCACUGAAAACGUUGUGUCUAACGGUCCACUAAACAACAACUUCGCUCACAGUUCACCCAUCAUGAACAAAAACGGUGUACAAUUCAACAUCAGUCCGUCGAAAUCGAACGCAGAUGAAUCGAAGUACAAAGGAUCGUAUGUAACUGUGUCCAAAUCGCCCAGUUUUAAUUUACGCUCCGCAACGUUACCCAGAAACGGUUACGGCUCGAGCCCGGGAAACCAAAACGUCAACCCGGAUAGAUACAGCUCACAGUACAACAACCAAGAGCACUGCGUUAACCUGAAAGUCGUACAAAUUGGCUUCGGCUCGGACCAAUAUCCAAAAGGCAUCAGCAAUGGCUUGAACGAAAGCCUCGAAAGACGGUUCCAAGACAGAUACAAGCCAAACAAUAAUUUCAAUCAACAGCACUACCAUAACUCAAAUUACAGCAGCACCGAAAGAUCUCCAAGUAGCGAUAGCAUUAACCAUAAUUAUUGCACAAACGAAAUGCAAAAUAUCAUAAAGGAAACUGCCACGUUGGAUGAGCUGUCAGAUUUGUUGAAAUACGCAGAUGAUUCCGAUAUAGUCGACGAGAAGAUUAUGAACAAAAAGAAUAUAGCUCAAUCGAAAUCGAACAACAAUAUCGUGAAUGGAAACAAGAAUUACACAAACAACGGCUCAAAUGUUUCCAUUAGUGGUUUGUCGAAUGUCGCCAGUUCCGGUUACCAAAGUAUCGCUACGUACAGCCAAAGUUCUAGUCCCAUCGAGAAUACCACACAUCACCACCAGCCCUAUGAAAACGGCGGACAACCUUUGAGUCGCUAUUCGCAGCUAAAUUACCAAAAACAAAGAGACAAACAGUAUUACGACAGUAAAAACGAAAAGUUCUACCCAAAGAGCCCAGUGCAACAAAAAAUCGAGUACGACAUUCAGAAAUAUGGCAUACAAAAUUUUACCACUGCCGAUAAUGUACAAAAUAACACAAAUUCAAAUUCAAAGAUCGCUCCAUUAGUGUUCACGAAUCCCGUUUAUAAUAUGGAGGAUAAUCGACAAUCGCAAGAAAACAAAAAGAAUGAAAAUAGAAACUCCAAACGGUGUCCAUGUGGCUCAUCCAGUUCAUCCAUAGAUGAGGAGGGCUUGAGCACUGACAACGCGGAGACUAAUUCUGAAGAGGGUUCUACCAACUUCAAUGACGAUGGUAGAAACUUCGACCAGCAGAAUCAUAACAGCACCCACCGAAAACUCACCAGAGAUAAUUGUAAUUAUGAAGAUGUCUAUCAGAGGAGUAAUCAUAGUAACUCUCCUAGAAUAAGGGACGAUGAAUCGUCUAGCAAUUCGCCUAGUCUACGCAAAAGUAGCAAGACGCGAAUGCCCAGAACAAACCCUAUGCUCUCUUACUCAACUAAUCAAAAUCAACUCAAUCUCAAACACUUUGGACAGAGAGGCGAGUCGCUAUAUGAAAGUAAACCUCACCACAUAUCCACAGACUCAGGAUACCCUAUGAGCAGGUCGGAUUCUAACGUCGAAGAAGUGAACAAAGAGAUGUAUCGACUGCAAAUAUCGAGGAGUCAAAAAGCCUUGUACAACAUGGAGAAUGCAAAGAAUUCUCCCGAGAAAUUUGCAAACGAUAACUCUAUUCAGGAGACGAAUUAUCCGCUGGAUAGAGCCUAUUCAGGUGCAAAAAUGUCUAGCAGUAGACUGAAUGAGGAUAUGGAGAGGCAUCAGGAUUAUUAUGGUGUGAGGGAAAGACGGGAGUCGCCGUCUCGAGUGUUCAGCAGGGAGUCCCACUCGAGUGAGGCGAGUGAGCGUGUUCCAGUGAGGACUGAGAGGGAUAUACCAGCGAGGGACAAACUGCAGCGCCGCCUCAGUUUGGAGUCUGCGCGGGAACUCACCGACAGUUCAGAUGAAAUGGACGACACGCUCUACAGCACUACGGGACGGAGGCGGACCAAGCAUCAUAGAACUAUUGAACAGUAUGAACGUGAAAUAGAACGAUUGAAAUGUUCAGUGGAGUUGUUGCGCGGCCGGCUCGGGCCCACCGAAGCUGGCCAAGAUCACACUGAUGCCAAGAUGAAGGCUAUUAUAUCAAGGUUAAUUUGCGUGGAGGAGGAGUUACGGCGAGAGCAACGCAAGAUGGCCGCCGCGCUGUCACACAAGCAGCGCGUCAUCGAAGCGCAGGAACACAGGAUAGCCGCUCUAGACGAAGCGAACACCCGGCUACUGUCCGCUUUAGUGCAUUUACAGCAGAGAGCGCCUCACCCCGCACCCGCCCACAACACCACACACACUAGCACGCACUCUCCACACUCACACCAAGAACUUCAAAUUUAGAACACCUUUUCGAAAUUUAAAUUUCUCUAACGAUUCUCGAUUGUUUGACAAUAGCAACGUUCUUUUUUCAAAUAUUUUCUUCGUAAUACAAGUAGGGCAUUAUACAAAUUCAAAGCUUUCUCAUAUUACAAUGUAACACUUUUGUAUUAAUCUAUGUAUAGCAGUAAUUGGUAGUUUUCUGAUAUAUUCUUAUUUAAUUUGCACAAAUUAUGACGAACAAGACCUGUAAGUUAAAAUGCAUUUCUAAUUAUGACAUUUCUGUUGUAUCCCUUAUAUUAUUGAAAUUAUUGUUAUUGUAUUAAUUUAACUUAAUGAAUCACAAUUGUUUAAUUUGCCAUUUAUUUUGUUAACGUUGUUACGUUAGUUUUAAUAACAUAUGCUUUAAAUCAAUUUAUCAAGUUCUACAUCAGUAUUCUGUAUAAUAUUCUGAUUUCAAAGUGAAGUUUUUUUUUGUUUUCUACAACAAUGAUACCAAAGACGACGAAUAUCCCUUACCUAGAGUUAUGGUGGCGUAUUCUGCGAUUGUAUCUCUAAUUGUAUUUUAAUGUGUUAUAGAUUUUAUAAUAUUAUAAGACUUGUAUGAUAAUAAGUAGAAGUAUGAUUAUAUGUAGUGGCUCGGCAUUGGAAUAGAAGAGAAAUAUUUUUAAUACCUUUGAGUAUUACGUGCGUAGAGUUUAGUGAUGUGAAUGGAAAA